Molecule: messenger RNA, 4271 nt
Organism: Rhineura floridana
Lineage: Eukaryota; Metazoa; Chordata; Lepidosauria; Squamata; Rhineuridae
Gene: INTS8
Product: integrator complex subunit 8
Exons: 28
Coding region: 290-3271 (993 amino acids)
Biological process (GO): snRNA 3'-end processing
Cellular component (GO): integrator complex
Source: RefSeq, a predicted model, not a curated record
GUCUGCCGCCGCUUGUGAGUGGCCAGAACCUCGCAACGGAGGCGGAACUAAAGCUUUCCCUGGUUUCUGUCCCUCCCCGUCCCCGAGGCAAGGUGGGCAGGAUAAGAGCAAGAGGGCCAGGCGGCGGCCAUUUUGGUUUGAUUGAGGAAGGAGCGGGGAUUACUUGCGAGGAGUCGGCAGCACCUGCGGGAAUGAAGUAGGGGGCGAGGCAGAGAGAAAAGGGGACUUCUAGUGCUGCUGUUGGCCCAACGGAUGGUCACAGAAAGCGACAGAAGGUUCCAAAAGGAAGAUGAGUGCAGAAGCUGCUGACCGGGAGGCUGCCACCUCUGGUAGACCUUGCACACCUCCCCAAACCUCUUGGUUCGAGUUCUUGCUAGAAGAGUCUCUGUUGGAGAAACAUCUGAAAAAGGUUUCACCUGAUCCAUCACCUGUUCAGCUGAUUGUUCAGUUUUUGGAGCAGGCUUCCAAACCUUUAGUGAAUGAGCAGAAUCAGGUCCAGCCUCCGCCUGAUAACAAGAGAAAUCGCAUUUUAAAAUUGCUUGCUUUGAAAGUUGCUGCACAUUUAAAGUGGGAUUUGGAUGUACUGGAGAAAAGUUUAUCGGUCCCUGUGUUGAACAUGCUACUGAAUGAACUGCUGUGCAUUAGUAAGGUUCCUCCAGGAACUAAACAUGUAGAUGUGGACCUUGCCAGUUUACCUCCAACCACUGCAAUGGCUAUACUACUCUACAAUAGAUGGGCUAUAAGGACCAUAGUCAAAAGUAGUUUUCCUGUCAAACAAGUGAAACCUGGUCCACCUCAGUUAAAUGUAAUGAAUCAGAUUCAGCAAGAAAAGGAAGUAACAGAAAAUAUCCUGAAAGUACUAAAGGAACAGGCUGCUGAUUCCAUUCUGGUGUUAGAAGGAGCACUCAAAUUAAAUAAAGAUCUUUAUAUUCACACAAUAAGGACUCUAGAUUUGCUAGCCAUGGAACCUGGUAUGGUUAAUGGAGAAACAGAGAGUUCUACAGCUGGAUUCAACAUCAGUGCUGAGGAAAUGCAGUGUCAGGUCUGUUAUGAUUUAGGGGCCAUCUAUUUUCAGCAAGGUUCCACAAACUCUGCUCUUUAUGGAAAUGCCAGAGAGAAAUUUUUUAGAACAAAGGAACUGAUUUCAAAGAUUGGCUCAUCACUUCAUUGCAUCAUAGAUGAGAAAAGGUUAGCUGGUUACUGUCAAGCAUGUGGAGUUCUUGCACCUUCUGACAAUAUGUCACAGCCAUCAACUCCUUAUAGUCAAAUCCAUAGCUGUUUAAGAUCUGGCAAUUAUCAGGAACUAGUGAAAAUUUUCCUUGAAGAUAACCGAACACCAAGUUUACCCGAUCAGUUCAGGCAAUCGGUGCUAAGGGAACUUUCCCAGAAAGCUCAACAAGGGGAUGAUGCCCUGGAAGAAAUAUGCUUCAAGGUUUGUGCAUGCAAUAGUAUUUGUGAUGUGAUGCAAGGUCGACCAGUUGGUGUCCAGUUUAACCAACUGUUUCUUAGACCCACCAAAGAAAAAAUAGAUUUUCUUCUUGAGGUGUGCUCAAAAUCAAUACUAGUAGAAAGUGCUUCAGAAUCCUCAAAAAGGAAGAUGGCCUAUUUUUUGAAGAAUCUCUGUUUGGGUUUGGAAGAUCUCCAGCUUGUCUUCAUGAUUUCCUCUCAUGAACUCUUCAUAGCAUUACUGAAAGAUGAUGAGCGAAAGCUGCUCAUUGAUCAAAUGAGGAAAAGAUCACCUCGAGUCAACUUAGGCACUAAGCCUAUAACUUCAUUUUAUGAUAUUCCAGCCUCAGCAAGUGUCAAUAUUGGCCAGUUGGAACAUCAGCUUAUAUUAUCAGUGGAUCCCUGGAGAAUCCGCCAAAUUUUAAUUGAGUUGCAUGGCAUGACAUCAGAACGUCAGUUCUGGACAGUUUCUAACAAGUGGGAAGUACCAAACGUUUAUGGUAAUGUUAUCUUAGGAAUCAAAGAUAAUUUGACCAGGGAUUUGGUCUACAUCCUUAUGGCAAAAGGGCUACACUGCAGUGCAGUUAAGGAUUUUGUCCAUGCAAAACAGCUUUUUGCUGCUUGCCUUGAACUUGUGACAGAGUUUUCUCCAAAGCUGCGCCAAGUCAUGCUGAAUGAGAUGCUACUUCUGGACAUUUAUGCCCAUGAAGCAGGGGCAGGGCUUUUGGGAGAACGACCCCCUUCUGACCUGAUCAGCAGAGUGCGAGGAUACUUAGAAAUGAGGGUACCAGAUAUUCCUCUUCGACAAGUUGUAGCAGAGGAAUGUGUUGCCUUUUUGUUAAAUUGGAGGGAGAAUGAGUACUUAACCAUGCAAGUUCCUCUCCCACUGGUUCAGACCAAUCCUUAUGUAAAGCUUGGACAGCUUCUGGCUGCCACUUGUAAAGAUCUUCCUGGCCCAAAAGAAAGUAGACGGGCAGCUAAAGACCUCUGGGAGGUUGUUGUACAGAUCUGCAGCGUAUCCAACCAACACAAACGAGGGAAUGAUGGCAGAGUGAGUUUAAUAAAGCAGAGAGAGUCAACGAUAGGUAUAAUGUACAGGAGUGAACUGCUCUCUUUUAUCAAAAAGUUGCGGGAACCUCUAGUACUGACGACAAUAUUAUCCUUGUUUGUCAAGCUUCAUAAUGUUAGGGAAGACAUUGUGAAUGAUAUUACAGCCGAACACAUUUCUAUUUGGCCAUCAACUAUUCCCAACUUGCAGUCAGUGGAUUUUGAAGCUGUAGCUGUUACUAUCAAAGAGUUAGUCAGUUAUGCACUGACAAUAAAUUCAAACAAUUACUUCUGGUUAAUCAUUCAGGCUGAUAUUUAUUUUGCAACUAAUCAGUACUCGGCUGCUCUGCACUACUAUCUUCAGGCAGGAGCUGUGUGUUCGGAUUUUUUUACAAAGAUGGUACCACCUGAUGUAUAUACAGAUCAAGUAAUAAAACGAAUGAUAAAGUGUUGCUCUCUGCUUAAUUGCCAUACACAGGUAGCCAUUUUAUGCCAGUUUCUUCGAGAAGUAGAUUAUAAAACUGCAUUUAAAGCACUUCAGGAGCAAAACAGCCAUGAUGCUAUGGACUCUUAUUAUGACUACAUCUGGGAUAUUACCAUCUUAGAAUACCUGACAUACCUUCAUCAUAAACGAGGAGAGACAGACAAGAGACAAAUAGCAAUUAAAGCUAUAGGGCAGACUGAACUGAAUUCCAGUAAUCCAGAGGAAGUACUACAACUCGCUGCUCAAAGACGGAAAAAGAAGUUUCUUCAAGCAAUGGCAAAGCUUUACUUUUAGACCCUUGUUUCUAAUAUAGUGGGAUGAAAGAUGGCGGCUGCAAGAAAAUUCCAACACUUUUUAUUAACUCAUAAGACUUUUUUUACAAUACAUAUUUAUAAACAUACUGUCUGGUAUUUUCCUAUUUAGAAAACUUAAAAUUCCUCCUUUUUAUUUUUACAAGAUUAUACAGAAGUAAGUUAGCUUUUGUAAUGCAUUUCAAACAAGUAGAUAUAAGGUGGCAUGAAGAGAGCAGCCUUAACAGUACAUUGAAGAGCAUAACUCUCCUCUGCACAUAAACUGUUGCUGUUGACUUUUUUUUGUCCUUGCUUUGUGGCAUCUCUUCUUGAAUAUAAGAUAGCACCUCAUGAGGAAAGAGGUAGUAUGUGACAAUUAUUCACUGUAAAGCUGGUAUCUUUCCAGUUAAGAGCUGACUGCUCAAAUUGCCUGCUGAUAUAGGAGUAGUUUCAUUGUUUACUAAAGCCUUUUUCUUACCCCACCCCCUUACUUUUGGCCAGGCUUUAAACCAGUUUCACCUUAAAAGCUAUAAUGUGCAAAUGUAUAGAAGCAGGAACAUUGGCUUAUGUUGAUUCAACAGGAGGGGCAGUUGCACUGCUAGUCAGGCUGCCAAAAUCUGCCUAAUGCUGUUGAGCAGAGUUUGAUUGUACCAGCCGGUCUGCUUUCAACAUAGGGCAGAAGAAUACAUCUUGUUUCCCACAAAACAGGCUUAUGCUUCAGGUAGGUGGUAUGUAAGGGUUUUGUAUAAGUCCAUACACAGUUAAACCACUGACAGAUUCAGCCACAGGUAUCAUAAAACAAAGUUAUUUAGGACUGUUAAACAGGUUAAAAAUCCAUUGUUCAUUAUGAAUUUAACUGUUCAGCAGUCAGAUGCUGGUUAGGUAGGCUGCACAGACAGGACUGUUGCGUUGGAGCUUCCUUUUGUUAGAUUUGAUCUUCCCAACCACUUGGUAAGUGUAAAAGUUCAGGCUGCAGUCUCCAAUCCUGAUAUCGUUCAAGUUGG